AUGCCUUCAAAAUCAUCCGGAUAUCGCGAUCCAGUCACUCUCUCCCCUAUCCGAAAAGUCCACAUCGUCCUAGCAGGCAUAUUAUUCAUCUUCAACAGCGCAUUUGGUUCCUCCCUCCCAUCAGGAGCCCACGAUGCCAUAGCAGACUACUUCCACAUCUCCCGCACCGACACAAAAAUGGUUCUCCUGAACUCCCUCUACCUAAUCGGAUUCGCAAUUGGACCACUAAUCUUCGGACCAUUGAGUGAACACGUCGGCCGGAAGCCCGUUCUCGUCGGCACAUUCAGCGGAUACCUUAUUUUCACACUGGCCUGCGCACUGGCACCCAAUUUCCCUGCUCUUCUUGUCUUCAGAUUAUUGUCUGGGUUGAAUGCUGCAUCGCCCAAUGCCGUUCUUGGGGGGCUGUAUGCGGAUAUUCUGGAUGAUCCGCAUACGAGGGGGAUUGCGAUGGCGCUGUUCAUGGUUGUUACGGCUUUUGGACCACAGCUGGCGCCGCUUGUUUCGGGGUUCAUUUCUGUGGUUUCGUGGCGGUGGGCUUUUUGGGUUGGGUUGGCUGCUGGGGGUGUGGGAUAUCCGUUUAUUUUGUUCAUUCCUGAGACAUAUGUGCCUGUUUUGAAGAAGAGAUAUGCUCGGAAGAUGGGUCGGUUGGGGGAUGAGAUGGACAGGACGGAUGAAUGUGUGAAUGACACGGAACGAGGCCAUGAUACCGAUGGCAUCCUGAGUAUAUUCAUGCGACCGUUUAAAAUGAUUGUGAGAGAGCCGAUUUUGUUGUUUGCGUCGCUGUUCAUGGGCUUCACGUAUGCCCUGUUUUACCUCUAUUUCCAGGCAUAUCCACUCAUUUUCCAAGAUUUGUAUGGCUUGUCCCCUGGAAUGGCUGGGCUCGCAUUUUUGCCCGUCAGUGUGGGAGCAUUGGUAUCAUUCUCACUGUUUUUAUUAUAUGGAUCAUGGCAUUCAAAAGCCGUGGAACAAGGCAAGGAAUGGGCAAUGCAAGAGGAGUACCGGCGUCUCCCACUUGCAGCACUUGGAGCACCAUUACUCCCAAUUGCCCUCUUCUGGCUGGGAUGGACAUCCAAAGCAUCCAUCCAUCCAGCCGUUCCAAUAAUGUCCGGUUUCUCUUUCGGCAUUGGAUAUAUCCUCAUUUUCAUGGCCAUGAUCAAUUACUUGACCGAUGCUUAUAAGCAAUAUUCUGCUUCAGCACAAGCCGCUGCCAGCACUUUGCGCUCCUGCUUCGCAGUCUGCCUGCCCUUGGCCACGAACUCGCUCUAUGGUAACCUAGGGAUCAACUGGGCCAGCUCUCUUCUGGCGUUCGUGGCCAUUCUGCUGGCCGUGAUUCUAUUUGUCUUCAUCCGAUAUGGACAAUGGAUUCGAAAUCACAGUCCAUUCUCCCAGCGAGUCAUGAAAGGGCAACUUGCGGGAGACAGUCCCGCGGAAGGAGAACCUGUCCUCUAG
Penicillium olsonii is the source of this 1449-nucleotide messenger RNA. Lineage: Eukaryota; Fungi; Ascomycota; Eurotiomycetes; Eurotiales; Aspergillaceae. The record is from the annotation of a GenBank genome assembly.